GUAAACACUGAAGACUUCAGAGGCAUUGUUCGGGAAGAUGCUGUUUUGUAUCUCUUAGAAAUUCCCAAAGGUGAAACAGUGACAAUUUUGGCUCAAAGCAAAUAUGAAGUUUACAGAGACAUCAUGGCCUGUGGCAGAGGAGAUUCAUUCUUCAUCAGGAGCCACUUUGAGUGUGAAAAAGAGUCACCACAGAGCUUAGCAUUCACCAGAGGGGAGAUCUUUAGAGUAGUUGAUACACUAUAUGAUGGCAAACUGGGAAACUGGCUGGCUGUGAGAAUUGGAAAUGAACUGGAAAAAGGCCUCAUUCCAAAUAAGAGCAGAGCUGAGCAGAUGGCCAGCGUUCAAAAUGCCCAAAAAGACGGCUCAAGCGACAGGGCAGACUUCUGGAGAACACGUGGCCAGAGGUCUGGAGUGAAGAAGAAUCUGAGGAAGAGUCGUGAGGAUCUGACAGCUAUUGUGUCUGUGAGCACAAAAUUCCCAGCUUAUGAGAGAGUUCAGUUGCGUGAGGCUGGUUUUAAGAGACCUGUGGUGAUAUUUGGCCCUAUUGCAGAUGUUGCUAUGGAGAAGUUGUCAAAUGAUUUGCCUCACCUGUACCAGACAGCAAAGGCAGAACCCAGAGACGCAGGUUCAGAGAAGUCAACUGGAGUGGUGCGUUUGAACACUGUGAAGCAAAUAAUUGAGCAGGAUAAACAUGCUCUGUUGGAUGUGACUCCUAAAGCAGUGGACCUGCUAAAUUAUACCCAAUGGUUUCCAAUUGUGGUCUUCUUUAACCCAGACAGUAAGCAAGGUGUGAAAACCAUGAGACAAAGGCUAUGUUCCACAUCUAACAAGAGCUCAAGAAAACUUUAUGAACAAGCAAACAAACUGAAGAAAACUUGUUCCCACCUCUUUACAGCCACCAUCAAUUUGAAUUCAGCCAACGACAGCUGGUAUGGUAGUCUGAAAGAUACAAUUCAGCAACAGCAAGGAGAAGCAGUAUGGGUAUCAGAGGGAAAGAUGGACACCAUGGAAGAUGAUGCAGAUGAUCGUAUGUCUUACCUUACUGCAAUGGGUGCUGACUAUUUGAGUUGUGACAGCCGACUGAUCAGUGACCUAGAGGAUACAGAUGGAGAGGGAGGUGCAUACACUGACAAUGAACUUGACGAGCCCCUGGAUGAACCAAGGAUUUCAUCUGUUAGCCGGUCCUCUGAACCUGUGCAUGAGGAGAGUUUAAAAAAAAUUAGUCAAGAACCAAGGGCUCAGUUGAGAAAAGCUGGUAGCAGGGAGAUCCUUAGAGAACCCAGUCCACCUCCAGCAUUCAAGCCGGAACCACCUAAGGGAAAGUUACAAAACAAAGAGGAUCUAUAUGACUUCCCCAAGAACUAUGACUCCAAAUCAAGUACUGUUGUCAGCAGUGAGACUUUACCUAUAUCAGCUAAACCAGCACCACCACCUGUUUCUUUGAAACCUGCCUUUGGGCGUCCCAUCUUGAGAAACUCUCAGCCAGCAGUCCCACCUGCAGAGGAGGUGGAGGAGACAAGGUUGGAAGAGGAAGGAAGCGAACAAGAAAAUACUCCAAAAUCUGUAUUAAGGAAAGUCAAAAUAUUUGAGGAGAUGGAUCAUAAGGCGAGGAUACAAAGAAUGCAAGAGCUACAAGAGGCCCAGAAUGCCAGGCUUGAAAUAGCCCAGAAGCACCCAGAUAUUUAUGCUGUCCCUGUCAAAACACUGAAGUCAGAACAGAGCUGGCCCCAGCCUAUGAGCUCGAGACCUCCAGAACCCCAGAAACCUCCUGUUAGACCUUACCUGGAGAACCGUGGCAGUUACGGCAGUGAUGCGGAGGAGGAGGAGGAGGAGUACCGUCGGCAGCUAUCCGACCAGUCCAAGAAGGGGUAUUAUGCACAGCCAUCCAGAUACAGAGACACAGAAUUGUAG
Mesitornis unicolor (brown roatelo) is the source of this 1911-nucleotide messenger RNA. It is a transcript of the gene TJP2, whose product is annotated as tight junction protein 2. Gene Ontology annotation, molecular function: cell adhesion molecule binding. The transcript has 12 exons. The annotation marks the transcript as partial. Gene Ontology annotation, cellular component: plasma membrane; bicellular tight junction. Gene Ontology annotation, biological process: protein localization to cell-cell junction; positive regulation of blood-brain barrier permeability; cell-cell junction organization. NCBI's taxonomy places the organism in Eukaryota, Metazoa, Chordata, Aves, Mesitornithiformes, Mesitornithidae. The record is from RefSeq and is a predicted model, not a curated record.